ACUAUAGCACACAUGGAGGUGAAACUUGGUGCGCAUGUGAAUUACAUCGUUUCCAUGACAACUACAACAACAAAAAGCCUCAGGCACUUUGCUUUAAAAUUACUUCUUCACUCCUCAAACUUGCUAACUGUAGCAUGCAUGGAGGUGAAACUUGGUGCGCAUGUGUAUUACAUCGUUUCCAUGACAACUACAACAAUAAAUAGCCUCAGGCACCUUUCUUUAACAUUACUUCUUCAUUCCUCAAACUUGCUAACUGUAGCAUGCAUGGAGGUGAAACUUGGUGCGCAUGCGUAAUACAUUGUUUCCAUGACGUCCACAACAACAGGCAUUUUUCUUUAAAAUUACUUCUUCACUCCUCAAACUUGCUAACGGCAGCACACAUGGAGAUGAAACAUGAUAUGCAUGUCAUUUCCGUGACGACAACAGGCAUUUUUCUCUAUUAUUAAUUUUUAUAGGGGCUUGCCCCCUUCCACAGAGAUGAUACGUAGUAGUAUACAAAAAUGAGUGGAGACAAGUAAAUUAAAAAUCCUGCGAAUUUAAAAAAGAGGCAUAUGGGGAUGGUAUAAAAAGAAAGGGAGACAAGAUAGGGAUUGGAUACAUGAAGCAUGGUUAAUGAACAGAUUUG
This is a messenger RNA of Geodia barretti, 625 nucleotides long. The record is from the annotation of a GenBank genome assembly. Lineage: Eukaryota; Metazoa; Porifera; Demospongiae; Tetractinellida; Geodiidae.